This is a messenger RNA of Oncorhynchus nerka (sockeye salmon), 5933 nucleotides long. RefSeq names its product fibroblast growth factor 23-like. Lineage: Eukaryota; Metazoa; Chordata; Actinopteri; Salmoniformes; Salmonidae. The coding region runs from base 127 to 816 and encodes 229 amino acids. Gene Ontology annotation, molecular function: growth factor activity. The record is from RefSeq and is a predicted model, not a curated record. The transcript has 3 exons.
GGUUGGGCCAGUUACGGAGCUGUCAGUCUUCAAAUUGAAUCUGUGGCCUCUGUUCCGGUCAAUUGUGUUUAACACUGCACCUUGAGCACCUCAGGAUUACCGUGUGAACCGGCACAUUUCCCCAACAUGCAACCGGCUCUAGUCGUGAUCUGGCUGGCCGCUCUACAACAAUCCAUUCCGGUCAAUUGUUUCCCUGUACACCUAGACCUGUCGCCGCCGCACAGGACAAUCAAAGGAAUCCUCGCGCGCUCCGAGUCUGUCGAUACAGGACAUUAUUUAUGGAAGGUGGAUUUGAAUGGACAUGUAAAGAAAGCCAUCUUCACAAACUCUCUCGUUGUCCUCCCAAUAAGAACAGAGACAAGUGACUUUGUGUCAAUAUUGGACUUGAAAAGUAAACGUUUCUUAUGUGUCGACGUCGAGGAUAAGUGGUUCAGUUCUAUGAUGUUCAGCAGGAAAGAGUGCCUUUUCCAGCACAGGCGGAUGGAGAACCAUGUUGACGUGUUCUAUUCAUCCAGCAAUGGACUGUUGCUCCUACUGGAAGGGGCUGAGAUCCCUGUGAAAGGGUAUGACUUGUUAAAGAGACGCAUGGUUUACAGAAGGAAGAGGAGCCAACAGGAGAACCCAGAUGCAGACUCCAUGGAGGAUCAGGACCUGGCUAUGCAACAGGACCAAGAACGAGCUGGAGCCAUUUCCAAGGAGACCAUCACUUCUUGUGACGACCCUUUGCGGGUGUUGCAUUCCAAUAGCCCAGGCAGUCCUACCAAAAUGGCUGUGCAAAAGGCAGACAAAGUGGCCCAGGGUGGUCUAGCGGUCUAAGCAGAUGCUUCCGGCACACGUCUACGGUGUUGUCAUAGGUUUGAAUCCAACCUACUGCCUUCUCUCUUUCCCUACUAUCUUCCCUACUAUCAUCCUCUCUCUUUAUCUUAGGGGUAAGCAACCUUGUUCCUGGAGUGCUUGCAGGAUUUUGCCCCAACUAGGCAUCACACCAGACCAAAUGAGCUAAUUGACUAAAUUCAACACACCUGGUCUUCCAAGUUGGUUAUAUCAAAAACAAGUCCUUGCGUCACUCCAGAACAAAGGUUGCCUAGUCCUGCUCUAACUGUUCAAUAAAGUCAGAAAAUAGCUUAAAAAUAUAUUUAAAAAAUGGAAAAUGCAGAGAAAGAGUGAAGCAUUGGCCAAUGGCUUGACUCGUAAGGCCAGAGAAAUGAGCUUUGAAUUUGAAGCUUGUCUGGAAAAUGUUUAAACUUUUUGCUAGAUAACAUUAAGGGAUAUACAGUAAUGCCAUGCACCAGUGCCUCAAUCCUCAUGAGUUUGUGGUUUUGGAAUUGUAGUCUGGAUGGAGGGGUCACAAUACAACUUGAGAAGGAGCACGUUAGAUUGAAACAAGGAGGUGAAUUAGAAAGCUGAUCAGUGAGCAUCAUGAGAAACAGUCUUGCAUGCUUAUAUGCUGAGGUCGUGCUUCUUAAGGUCAUUAAUGAGUGGAUGAGAAUGGGUGGAUGAGACCAUGUGUAUAGUGCAGUGAGAAGCCAACCCUUUGGAUAUGCAAGGGUGUGAUGCACUUUUUCACUGGGACCAGAAAUCGGCCCUGGCAUUUGUAACACACCGGCCCAUUUCUUUCCUCAAGGCCCAGACAGCGACCAAUUUUUUUUCUCCCCCUUGUGGCCCCCAUUCUUAGCCUGAUGAUGAUGAUCAUUUUGCACAAAAAAAAAACAAGUUAGGCAGGCCCACGAGGUAAACAAUCAACCCGGCCCAUCUGGAAUGUUUCACGAAAUGCCUGAUGGCCAGUCCGCCCCUGCACUUUUUAAAUAUUUACAUUGCAAAACACUUUCAAACAGUUUGGACUUUCAUCCUUGACACAGAGAAAACCAAUCAAAUCAUCCUGAAAAUAUGCAGGCUCAUUAUGAAAUGGGCACUUCUUGUUUUUAUAACAGCGUAUAAAAAGUUGAGGCAGGUCACCCAUUUCCUUUUCUACAUGACUUAGAAUCGUAUAUCAAUUCAUACAGAGAGACGUUUGAGUAGCAGUUGAUGAGGGGCCUGUUUGGCAACAUUAAACAUAAUUUGUCCUUUUUGGGUAACGCCUGGGUUGAACCAGUGUCAUGUUGUCCUUUUAACUCCCUUUAAAAAGUACCAUUUUAAACUGGUUUGGCAUUGAGCCUGAUGUGGCAAUAAUUUGUUUGCAUGAGAUUUUGCUAUGUAUGUCAAAAUGGACCAACAUUUCUGUAUGAAUUAUUGUAAUUGACAAGGUAAUAUUAAUUGAUACAACAUUGCAUUAAUGCAUUGUAACUUCUAUUAAUUGAAGACCAUUUUUCAAUGGAUGUGUUAUGGUAUUACUAUAUGUUGUCAAUCUAUAGGUUGUGGUGGAUGUUCACAAUGUUUAAAUAUUGUAAAUACACUAUAUAUAAAAAAGUAAGUGGACACCCCUUCAAAUUAGUGGGUUUGGCUAUUUCAGCCACACCCGUUGCUGGCAUGUGUAUAAAAUCGAGCACACAGCCAUGCAAUCUCCAUAGACAAACAUUUGCAGUAGAAUGGCCUUACUGAAGAGCUCAGUGACUUUCAACGUGGCACUGUCAUAGGAUGCCAACUUCCUAACAAGUCAGUUCAUCACAUUUCUGCCCUGCUGGAGCUUCCCCGGUCAACUGUAAGUGCUGUUAUUGUGAAGUGGAAACGUCUAGGAGCAACAAUGGCUGAGCCGCGAAGUGGUAGGCCCCACAAGCUCACAGAACAGGACCGCUGAAAUGCGUAGCGAAUAAAAAUUGCAUGUCCUCGGGUACAACACUCACUACCGAGUUACAAACUGCCUCUGGAAGCAACGUCAGCACAAUAACUGUUCAUCGGGAGAUUCAUGAAAUGGGUUUCUAUGGCUGAGCAGCUGCAUGCAAGCCUAAGUUUACCAUGCCAAGUGUCGGCUGGAGUGGUGUAAAGCUCGCCGUCAUUGGACUCUGGAGCAGUGGAAACGCAUUCUCUGGAGUGAUGAAUCACACUUCACCAUCUGGCAGUCCGACAAACUAAUCUGGCUUUGGCAGAUGCCAGGAGAAUGCUACUUGCCCCAAUGCAUAGUGCCAACUGUAAUGUUUGGUGUAGGAGGAAUAAUGGUCUGGGAUGGUUUUUCACGGUUCGGGCUAGGUCCCUUAGUUCCAGUGAAGGGAAAUCUUAACACUACAGCAUUUUGUAUUUGUAUUUAUUUAUCCCUUAUUUAACUAGGCAAGUUCGUUAAGAAGACAUUUUUAUUUACAAUGACGGCCUACCCCGGCCAAACCAUAACGACGCUGGGCAGAAUGUGCGCCGUCCUAUGGGGCUCCUAAUCACAGCCGGUUGUGUUACAGCCUAGAAUCGAAACCGGGUCUGUAGUGUCGCCUCUAGCAUUGAGAUGCAGUGCCGUAGACCGCUGCGUCACUCGGGAGCCCAUACAAUGACAUUCUAGACAAUUCUGUGCUUCCAACUUUGUGGUAACAGUGUGGGGAAGGCCCUUUCCUGUUUUCAGCAUGACAAUGCCCCUGUAUACAAGGCGAGGUCCAUACAGAAAUGGUUUGUCGAGAUCAGUAUGGAAAAACUUGACUGGCCUGCACAGUGCCCCGACCUCAACCCUAUCAAACACCUUUGGGCUGAAUUGGAACGCCGACUGCGAGCCAGGCCUAAUUGCCCCACAUCAGUGCCCGACCUCACUAAUGCUCUUGUGGCUGAAUGGAAACAAGUUCCCACAGCAAUGAUCCAACAUCUAGUGGAAAGCCUACCCAAAAGAGUGGAGGCUGUUUAUAGCAGCAAAGGGGGGACCAACUUUAUAUUAAUGCCCAUGAUUUUGGAAUGAGAUAUUUGACGAGCAGGUGUCCACAUACCUUUGGUCAUGUAGUGUAUAUCAAGGUUGUGUUUUGCUGUCAUUUGAAACCAUACCCAAUGUUAGCUGGUGCUGGACACCAUUAGGAAAAAGCAAUGAGCCAUCACAAUAUAAUAUGUAUUUAUUCAAAUGUAUUCACAUAUUGUUAUUUAUAAUGUGUAAUAUUUUGUAUGGAUGCUUAUUGUCUUAUCAUAAAAUAUAUACACUGAACAAAAAUAUAAACAACAUGCAACAUUUUCAAAGAUUUUACUGAGUUAUGGUUCAAAAAGUAAAUCGGUCAAUUGAAAUAAAUAAAUUAGGCCCUAAUCUAUGGAUUUCACAUGAUUGUGAAUACAAAUGUGCAUCUGGUCAGAGAUACCUUUAAAAAAGGUGGUGGUGUGGAUCAGAAAACCAGCCAGUAUCUGGUGUGACCACCAUUUGCCUCAUGUAGCGUGACAACUCCUUCACAUAGAGUUGAUCAGGCUGUUGUGGCCUGUAGAAUGUUGUCUCAUCCUCUUCAAUGGUUGUGUGAAGUUGCUGCAUAAUUAAAUCACGUUUUAUUUGUCACAUACACAUGUUUAGCAGAUGAUAUUGCGGGUGUAGUGAAAUGCUUGUGCUGAAACAUGAGGUGCUGGCAAUGAAUGAAUGGCACGACAAUGGGCCUCGAUCUCGUCACGGUAUCUCUGUGCAUUCAAAUUGCCAUCGAUAAAAUGCAAUUGGGUUUGCUUUCAGUAGCUUAUUCCUGCCCAUACCAUAACCCCACCGCCACCAUGGGGCACUCUGUUCACAAUGUUGACAUCAGCAAACCACUCGCCCACACGACGCCAUACACGCGGUCUGCCGUCUGCCUGGUACAGUUGAACCGGGAUUCAUCCAUGAAGAGCACACUUCUCCAGCAUGCCAGUGGCCAUCGAAGGUGAGAAUUUGUACACUGAAAUCGGUUACGACACCUAACUUCAGGUCAAGACCCUGGUGAGGAUGACGCGCAACCAGAUGAGCUUCCCUGAGAUGGUUUCUGAAAUUCUUUAGUUGUGCAAACCCACAGUUUCAUCAGCAGUCCGGGUGGCUGAUCUCAGAAGUUCCCGCAGAUGAAACCAGAUGUGGAGGACCUGGGCUUGCAUGGUUACACGUGGUCUGCGGUUGUGAAACCUAUUGGAUGGACUGCCAAAUUCUCUAAAAUAACGUUGGAGGCAGCUUGUGGUAGAGAAAUUAAUAUUCAAUUAUCAGCAGCUCUGGUGGAUAUUCCUGCAGUCAGCAUGCCAAUUGCACGCUCCCUCAAAGCUUGAGACAUCUGUGACAAAACUGCACAUUUUAGAGUGGCCUUUUAUUGUCCCCACCACAAGGUGCACCUGUGUAAUGAUCGUGGCAUUUAAUUAGCUUCUUGAUAUGCCACACCUGUUAGGUGGAUGGAUUAUCAUGGCAAAGGAGAAAUGCUCACUAACAGGGAUGUAAACAAAUUGACAAUAAAUAUGCUUUUUGUGCAUAUGGAACAUUUCUGGGAUCUUUUAUUUCAGUUCAUGAAACAUGGUACCAAAACUUUACAUUUAUAUUUUUGUUUAGUGUAAACGGAAACAGAUCUAAAUAUGACUAAUUCUGACAUAUUACUAAUGUACAUAGCAUUUGAAAGAAUUGUUUCACACUAGGUUCAUAAUCACACCUUGUUCGUACUGCUUUCAAUGCAGCUCUAGGUAACACUUUACAUUAGUAGUAAUGCUGUAAUUACUACAGUCACAACAUUGUUGUUUUCUAAUAGCAUAGUAAUGGGGUUGAGUGGUUUUAGUUAUUACGCCAGUGGAAGGAGGAACGGUCCAUCUCCCUCUUUUGUAAAGGCAAAAACUCAAUUACUAUGCAAUUAAAAUGCAAUUAUCCUACUCUCCUGACUACUAUGUAUUACUGGUAUAAUUACAGUAUUACUACAUAGGUUUAGACAACUUAAUAUAAAGUGUUACCCAGCAUUCAUUAACAUUGUGGUUGGAUUCCAAGAGGUAAAACUGGUCAAUCACAAAUAGCCUUUCAUGAGCAUGAAGUUCUGUUUUUUCAAGACAACAACAGAUAGAACAUGAUAUGAGUAGUUGCAAGAAGGAGAUGUGAUGUUAUAAGAUGUAUAAAGAAAUACAUUAAA